AUGGAGCCCCAGCGCCGGGAGCUGCUCGCCCAGUGUCAGCAGAGUCUGGCCCAGGCCAUGACGGAGGUGGAGGCCGUGCUCGGGCUGCUGGAAGCCGCGGGAGCGCUGAGUCCCGGCGAGCGGCGGCAGCUGGACGAGGAGGCAGGAGGCGCCAAGGCGGAGCUGCUGCUCAAGCUGCUCCUGGCCAAGGAGCGGGACCACUUCCAGGACCUGCGGGCGGCGCUGGAGAAGACGCAGCCUCACCUGCUCCCCAUUCUCUAUCUCAACGGCGUCGUCGGGCCCCCGCAGCCCGCCGAGGGCGCCGGUUCCACCUACAGUGUCUUGUCCAUCAUGCCAUCAGACUCAGAAAGCAGCAGCUCCCUCAGCAGUGUAGGCACCACUGGGAAGGCACCGUCCCCACCACCCCUCCUCACCGACCGACAAGUGAACGAGAAGGUGGAGAACCUCUCCAUUCAGCUUCGGCUGAUGACCCGGGAGAGGAAUGAGCUGAGGAAACGCCUGGCCUUUGCAAGUCACGGGACAGCCUUUGAUAAGAGGCCCUACCAUAGGCUGAAUCCUGAUUACGAGAGGCUGAAGAUCCAGUGUGUACGGGCCAUGUCGGACCUGCAGAGCCUGCAAAACCAGCACACCAAUGCCUUGAAGAGGUGUGAGGAGGUGGCCAAGGAGACCGACUUCUACCAUACACUCCACAGCCGGCUCCUGAGUGACCAGACCCAGCUGAAGGAUGACAUGGACAUGCUGAGGCGGGAGAAUGGACAGCUUCUGCGGGAACGGAACCUGCUACAGCAGUCAUGGGAGGAUAUGAAGCGGCUGCAUGAGGAAGACCAGAAGGAGAUCGGAGACCUCCGGGCUCAGCAGCAGCAGGUGUUGAAGCACAACGGGUCAUCAGAGAUUCUCAAUAAGCUGUAUGACACGGCUAUGGACAAGCUGGAGGUGGUUAAAAAGGAUUACGAUGCCCUUCGGAAGAGGUACAGUGAGAAAGUUGCCAUCCACAACUCGGACCUGAGCCGCCUGGAGCAGCUGGAGGAGGAGAACCAGCGUCUGCUGAAGCAGACAGAGAUGCUGACCCAGCAGAGGGACACAGCCAUCCAGCUGCAGCACCAGUGUGCCCUCUCCUUGCGGAGGUUUGAGGCAAUUCACCACGAGCUGAACAAGGCCACUGCUCAGAACAAGGACCUGCAGUGGGAGAUGGAGCUGCUGCAGUCGGAGCUGACGGAGCUGAGGACCACGCAGGCGAAAACCGCCAAGGAGUCGGAGAAGUACAAGGAGGAGCGGGACGCUGUGUACAGCGAGUACAAGCUCAUCAUGAGUGAACGCGACCAGGUCAUCUCUGAGCUGGACAAGCUGCAGACCGAGGUGGAGCUGGCCGAGUCCAAGCUCAAGAGUAGCACGUCUGAGAAGCAGGCGGCCAGUGAGGAGAUGGAGGCGCUGCGACAGAUCAAGGACACAGUGACAAUGGACGCAGGCAGAGCCAACAAAGAGGCUGAAAUCCUUCGAAAGCAGUGCAAAGCUCUAUGCCAGGAGCUAAAGGAAGCCCUGCAGGAGGCUGAUGUGGCCAAGUGCCGGCGGGACUGGGCCUUUCAGGAGCGGGACAAGAUUGUGGCGGAACGGGACAGCAUUCGGACCCUCUGUGACAACCUGAGGCGGGAGCGGGACCGUGCAGUGAGCGAGCUGGCCGAAGCCCUACGCAGCCUCGAUGACACUCGCAAACAGAAGAAUGACAUCAGCCGGGAACUUAAGGAACUGAAGGAACAGAUGGAAUCCCAGUUGGAAAAGGAAGCCCGGUUCCGGCAGCUGAUGGCCCAUAGUUCCCAUGACUCAGCCAUUGACACUGAUUCCAUGGAGUGGGAAACCGAGGUUGUUGAGUUUGAAAGGGAAACGGAAGAUAUUGACUUGAAGGCACUUGGGUUUGAUAUGGCAGAAGGUGUGAAUGAGCCUUGUUUGCCAGGGGACUGUGGCAUAUUUGUCACAAAAGUGGACAAAGGAAGUAUUGCUGAUGGCCGCUUACGGGUCAAUGAUUGGCUGUUGAGAAUCAAUGAUGUGGACCUCAUCAACAAGGACAAGAAGCAGGCUCUCAAGGCCCUCCUCAACGGGGAGGGGGCCAUCAACAUGGUGGUGCGGCGGAGGAAGUCCCUGGGUGGGAAGGUGGUCACCCCACUGCACAUCAACCUGAGUGGACAGAAAGACAGUGGCAUCAGUUUGGAGAAUGGAGUGUAUGCUGCUGCUGUGGUGCCUGGAAGCCCGGCCGCCAAGGAGGGGUCCCUCACUGUGGGAGACAGGAUUGUUGCGAUCAAUGGCAUUGCCCUGGACAACAAGUCUCUGAAUGAGUGUGAAUCUCUGUUGCGUAGCUGUCAGGAUUCCUUGACCCUUUCCCUCCUGAAGGUCUUUCCUCAGAGUGCCUCGUGGAGUGGCCAGAACAUUUUUGAAAAUAUCAAGGACUCUGAUAAAAUGUUGAGUUUCCGAACACAUGGCCCAGAGGUCCAGUCUCAGAAUAAACGCAACUUGCUGCAGCACAAUAACUCCACACAGACGGACAUCUUCUACGCAGACAGACUGGAGGACAGGAAAGAGCCGGGCCCCCCAGGAGGCAGCAGCUCCUUCCUGCUUAAGCCAUUCCCUGCGGGGGGACCCUGCCAGGUGUCCCCACAGACCUGUCCCAGCGCCUCUGAACGGAGCCUGAGCUCCUCCCACUCAGAUGCCUCUGGGGAGCGUGGCUAUGGGCUUGUGGAUGUGCGUGGCCGGCGGCCACUGCUACCCUUUGAGACGGAGGGGGUCCCCUGUGCGGAAGCAGAGUCCCCUCUGGAGAAGGCAGAGCCCGAGGGCUCUAACAGUGGUGGGACCUGGCCCAAGGCCAUGCUCAGCUCCACAGCAGGGCCUGAGAAACUCUCUGUUUAUAAGAAGCCAAAGCAAAGAAAGUCGAUCUUUGACCCCAACACUUUCAAACGCCCUCAAACCCCCCCUAAAAUAGACUACUUGCUCCCAGGAUCUGGACCCGCUCAUUCUCCCCAGCCUUCCAAGAGGGUGGGACCUCUGACACCCCCAAAACCUCCCAGGAGGAGUGACUCCAUUAAGUUUCAGCACAGACUGGAAACUAGUUCCGAGUCAGAGGCUACCCUGGUGGGCAGUUCCCCGUCCACCAGUCCCCCCAGUGCCCUGCCCCCUGAUGUGGACCCUGGAGAACCCAUGCAUGCCUCACCCCCUCGCAAGGCCAGGGUCCGAAUUGCUUCCAGCUACUACCCUGAAGGUGACGGUGACUCCUCCUACCUGCCAGCUAAGAAGUCCUGUGAUGAGGACCUAACCUCCCAGAAAAUGGAAGAGUUAGGUCAGAAACGCCGCCGACCAAAGUCUGCCCCCAGUUUUCGGCCCAAGCUUGCUCCAGUAGUGAUUCCUGCUCAGUUCCUGGAGGAGCAGAAGUGUGUCCCAGCCAGCGGAGAACUUUCUCCAGAACUCCAGGAGUGGUCCCCUUACUCACCAGGGCAUUCCAGCCGGCACAGCAACCCCCCACUCUAUCCCAGCAGGGCAUCUGUAGGGGGUGACUUACACAGGUCCAGUGCUUGGCUGGGUACUUGGGGACAACUUUUCUCAUCCAGCCCAUUUCCAGGCACUGUUCCUCGGAGUAUGACCCCAAGUACCACCAUGAGCUCCAUCCUGAGGAACCCUAUCUACACCGUGCGUAGCCACAGAGUCGGCCCUUGCAGCUCUCCGCCUGUCCCCAGAGAGGUUGGCCCCCAGGUGUUGCAUUCCAGUGUCCAGCACCAGGGACGUCUGAGCCUGGACCUGAGCCACAGGACCUGUAGUGACUACUCAGAGAUGAGAACCUCCCAUGGUUCCAACUCGCUGCCUUCCAGCGCUCGCCUUGGGUCUUCAAGCAACUUGCAGUUCAAGACAGAACGCAUUAAAAUCCCAUCCACACCAAGAUACCCCCGCUCUGUUGUGGGCUCUGACAGAGGUUCCCUGUCGCAUUCGGAAUGCAGCACUCCUCCACAGUCACCCCUGAACAUCGACAGCCUGUCUUCUUGUAGCCAGUCCCAGGUGUCAGCCUCCACCUUACCCAGAAUUGCCGUCAAUACUGCGUCACUGGGGGAUCGAAGAAAGGACCGGCCCUACAUGGAGGAGCCACGCCAUGUCAAGCUGCAGAAGGGCCCAGAGCCCCUGGGCAUCUCCAUUGUGAGUGGAGAGAAGGGCGGUGUCUACGUCUCCAAGGUGACUGGUGGGAGCAUCGCUCACCAGGCUGGCCUUGAGUAUGGGGACCAGUUACUUGAGUUCAAUGGCAUAAAUCUGCGCAGCGCUACAGAGCAGCAGGCCCGGCUCAUCAUUGGGCAGCAGUGUGACACCAUCACCAUCCUGGCCCAGUACAACCCGCACAUGCACCAGCUCAGCAGCCACUCUCGGUCCAGUUCCCACCUGGAUCCUGCCAGCACCCACUCCACUCUCCAGGGAAAUGGUGCCACCACCCCAGAGCACCCCUCUGUCAUUGACCCACUAAUGGAGCAGGAUGAAGGCCCUGGCACACCCCCAAGCAAGCAGAGCACCAGCUGCAGGAUGCUGGGAGAUGCCAACAAGAAGACUCCAGAGCCAAGAGUGGUUUUUAUCAAAAAGUCCCAGUUGGAGCUUGGAGUGCACUUAUGUGGUGGGAAUCUUCAUGGAGUGUUUGUGGCUGAGGUGGAGGAUGACAGUCCUGCCAAGGGCCCUGAUGGCCUUGUGCCAGGGGACCUCAUCCUUGAGUAUGGCAGCCUGGACAUGCGCAGCAAAACAGUGGAGGAGGUCUAUGUGGAGAUGCUGAAGCCCAAGGAUGGGGUCCGUCUGAAGGUGCAGUACCGCCCCGAGGAGUUCACCAAGGUCAAGGGUCUGCCUGGUGACAGCUUCUACAUCAGGGCCCUUUAUGACCGAUUGGCAGAAGUGGAACAUGAGCUGAGCUUUAAGAAAGAUGAUAUCCUGUACAUUGAUGACACCUUACCCCAGGGCACAUUUGGAUCCUGGAUGGCUUGGCAGCUGGAUGAAAAUGCCCAGAAGAUCCAGCGUGGGCAGAUCCCCAGUAAAUAUGUAAUGGACCAAGAAUUCUCCAGGAGGCUCAGCAUGUCUGAAGUCAAAGAUGACAACAACACUGCAAAGACUCUCUCAGCAGCUGCACGCAGAUCCUUCUUUCGAAGGAAACAUAAGCACAAACGUAGCGGGUCCAAAGAUGGGAAAGACCUCCUCGCCUUGGACACCUUUGCCAAUGACUCCAUUCCACUCUUUGAAGAUGUGGUGAGCCUUGCCUAUCAGCGGGUCCAGAAGGUGGAUUGUACCUCUCUGAGGCCUGUCCUGAUCCUGGGGCCUUUACUGGAUGUGGUAAAGGAGAUGCUAGUGAACGAGGCACCUGGGAAGUUCUGCAGAUGCCCUCUUGAGGUGAUGAAGGCCUCCCAGCAGGCCAUUGAGCGGGGUGUCAAAGACUGCCUAUUUGUUGACUACAAGCGGAGGAGUGGCCAUUUUGAUGUGACCACAGUGGCUUCCAUAAAGGAGGUCACAGAAAAGAACCGGCACUGUCUCCUGGACAUCGCCCCCCAUGCCAUUGAGCGACUGCACCAUAUGCACAUCUACCCCAUUGUUAUCUUCAUCCACUACAAGAGCGCCAAACACAUCAAGGAACAAAGAGACCCCAUCUACCUGAAGGACAAGGUGACUCAGAGGCAUUCCAAAGAGCAGUUCGAGACGGCUCAGAAGAUUGAACAGGAGUACAGCAGGUACUUCACAGGAGUCGUCCAGGGAGGAGCCCUGUCCAGCAUUUGCACUCAGAUCUUGGCAAUAGUUAAUCAAGAGCAAAACAAAGUCCUGUGGAUUCCUGCCUUCCCACUAUAGAAGACCACCGAACUAGGUGUGAAAUGACCGCAGCUCAGCCACCAGUGCAAGGACUUGCUCAGCUCUUUACUAGCAAUUAAAAUUAGAAGCCUGUCUGUAUAUGAACAUGAAGGAGAAGGACCUAUGAACACGGACUCCAGAAGCACCUCCUUUAUAGACAGAGGGCUGCAGACAAACGGGAUCCGGGCCCAGGCCAGCAGACUGUUCCUCUCACACAUGUCCUUUAAGACAAAAACCACAUAAAACUUUUGAUAGAGGGGUUCAACAACAACCUUUCUUUAGCCAGCUCAUCAGAGAUGCUGCAAAGAGAACCUUUCAAAUCACAAGUUUACAAGCCUUUUCUAAGUAUUUGGUUGUUUAUGUUUACUUGAAUGGCUCCAUGUUGUCAGGUGCCCAGCCUCUCCCUCUCUGUUAACUCCCUGGUGAUGCUUUGAUGUUGGUUUUGUUCUCCGCCCCGCCCCCCCCAAAGCAGAAUGACUCUGGAACCUCAUUGGGGGCUGCUUUGCUUCAGAGGUUCUUGCCAGUGGGACCAGAGCUUCAACAAUAGUGCUGCUCCUUGGUGGCAUCUUUCCGGAAGGACAUCACGACUAGAUGCUCAGACCAUCUGUGGUUACAGAACCAGUGCCUUGUGUGACCAGCUCUCCAGUGGCAGUGUUUUCCCCUCCUGCACCAGGGGAGAAGGCUUUGGCAGUCUUACAAACUUGUCUCAGACUUUCUCCCCUGCCUUCUCCAGCCUCUCAUUUCUUCUCCACCUGUGCUUAUUAUAGCAGCAGCUUAUCUGGUCCAUCUUAGUUCCAUGGGUUUCCAAGGACACAGAGUUCUGGGCUAGUGCGACUGUGUGCUGUUGGCUCCUCUUGAGGUUCUGCAGGUGGUGACAGCCUUUUAUCAGUGCAAUGAUUGCAGGGUGAUUUUUAAACUCGAGAGUGGGACAGGCACAUCAGUUCUCUGAUAUGAAAAUGUCCAUGUUUCAAACUUUGAAUUGAAAACUUUUAGGGGAAGCAUAAUGAUUAGUGUUACUGUCAAGAAUCUAAAAAGAGAAAUGAAUCUUUGUUAGUCUUGGCUAGAGCACUCAUGGCAUGCAUCAUACUCUAUGAGGAUGUUUUUUCUUUGUGUUGUGUAUGCGUGUGUGUGUUUGUGUGUGUGUGUGAGUGUGUGUCUGCGCACUCGUGCGUGCGUGCUCGAGCGCACUCCUGACAGCUGGAUGUCUCUGGCUGAAAAUUUGAUGUGGUUCCUCCUUAAACUGUGCGUCCUGUUAAUAAUAGGUACUGUACCACACUCCAGGUAAGCUGGAGUACUAGAACCCAGCUCCUCCCACAGGGGUAGGACCUGUAUUUUAAUACUAUUCCUAACAUUUCAUUUUACUAGCAAGAAAUCUUUUGAUUUCAUUUUAUUCUUUGUAAUUCUAGACACUAGAUUGUAGUUUAGCCAUACUGACUCUUUUUUUUUUUUUAAGGGAUGUAUUUUCUUGCACAGUUGUUCAAAAAGAGACAUGUUUCAGUCCUCAAUGCUGCCCUUUGUUUUACAGGUACAAGUUUUCUAGCACAGACAACUAGGAAAGACUAGGCUGUGAGGUCUUACUCACAACGCGCUCUGGGGCUGUUUCUCUGAGUUGCAUAUGGAGUGGGACUGUGAUGGUACAGUGUGCAUAGGUACUGUUCUGACAGACUGGGAAUUUCUGUACUAAAACCUUACUUUGUAUCCAAAGUUAAACAGACUUUAGUACAAUAAAUAAAGGUCAAUUUCUAUAA
Messenger RNA from Erinaceus europaeus (western European hedgehog), 7586 nucleotides. It is a transcript of the gene DLG5, whose product is annotated as discs large MAGUK scaffold protein 5. The transcript has 32 exons. Lineage: Eukaryota; Metazoa; Chordata; Mammalia; Eulipotyphla; Erinaceidae. Gene Ontology annotation, molecular function: protein binding. The coding region runs from base 1 to 5838 and encodes 1945 amino acids. The record is from RefSeq and is a predicted model, not a curated record. Gene Ontology annotation, biological process: regulation of apoptotic process.